AUGCGCGCGGAAGCAGCCCUCCUCGCGGCGCUAUUCAGCACGGCUCAGGCGCUGCAUCAAUUCGCGCCUCGUUCACUCAACGAGAGCGCUGCUAGCGAUGCGACGCCCAAGAGAUACAUCGUCGAGCUGAAGUCACGCGCACACGGAUCGCGCGUGGCUUCCAAGGCUUCGUCUGGGCUGCCCGGGCUUCGAGUCGUGAAGCAGUUUGACUCAGACAUCUUCCCCGGAAUCGCCGUCGAAUGCGACCAUGGCUGCACGGCCGAGUCUAUCCAGAGCUCGCUUGAUGGGUCCGAUGACGAGCCUGUUGUCGCUUCUGUCUACAAGUCUCAGAUGUUGCAGCUGCUCCCGACCGUGGAAGGCGAGUCAUUCAGCGACGAUGCGGCUGCGGUGAACUACUCGGUCCACGGCCUCACUGGCGUUCAGAACCUACAUGAGGACGGAAUCCUGGGCGAAGGCGCCGUUGUCGCAAUCGUUGACAGCGGUGUCCAGUACACCCACCCGGCACUCGGAGGAGGCCUCGGUGAUAACUACACGGUGAUCGGUGGUUACGAUCUUGUCGGUGAUGCGUGGCCUGACGCGCCCGCACAGCCCGACAACGAUCCCAUGGACAGAUACGGACACGGCACGCACGUGGCCGGCAUCAUCGCGGGACAAAGUGAUCAAUUCGUCGGGGUUGCACCCAAGUCCAAGCUUCUCUCAUUCAAAGUCUUUGGUAGCAGCGGCUACUCGAAUGAGGAGACUGUCAUUGAAGGCUUCUUGAAGGCUUUCGACUCAGGGGCAGACAUCAUCAGCGCUAGCGUUGGCGAAGGCAGCGGCUUCACCAACAAUGCCCUCGCUGUGGUGGCAUCCAGGAUCGUCGAUAAUGGCGUCGUCGUCGUUUUCGCUGCCGGCAACUCAGGACAGGAUGGUCCCUUCUCUAUGGCCAACGGCGCCUCAGGGAAGCAUGUCUUGACAGUUGCCUCGAGCGAUCCUGGUGUUUUCCCCGCGCAGGCCUUUUCCGCCAACUUCAACCUCGAUGGAAACUCCAAUAAUACCGAAGUCGCUUACGUCCCGGGCUCAGGGUUCUUCCCGGAUACCAUCGUCGAUUGGCCGAUCAAGCCGAUCACCUUGAACGCUUCCGUUGAGAACGAUGCCUGCCAGCCUUUGCCCGCGGAUACCCCUCAGUUGAACGAAACUGUAGUUCUGGUGAGACUUGGCGGUUGCACCGUGUCGACCAAGCAUACCAAUGUGGCUGCCUUUGGCGCGCAGUACAUUCUCUUCUACAACAACCUGGACAUCUACCAGAGCCCUGUCAGUUCGAACCGCGUUGGUCUCACUGGGGCCAUCGAGGGUAGCGCCGGCGAGGCUAUCGUUUCCACCAUCCUAGCCGGCGGCAACGUGACAGCUUCUUUCAAUAUUGACACAGCUCACUAUGUCGGUAUCCGGAACGCUGGCGGUGGACGGCCCGCUCUGUACUCCUCCUGGGGUAGUACCUAUGAUCUUGCUCUCAAACCCGAUGUGUCCGGCCCGGGCACCAAGAUUCUCAGUACCUAUCCGACAAAUGAGUAUCGUGUUCUCAGUGGCACAAGCAUGGCAACUCCUUACUUAUCCGGCAUUGCUGCUUUGUGGGUUGGCAAGUUUGGCGGAAGGUCGGCGCAUAAAGAUGACCCUGAAUGGGCGAAGCGCCUCAUCGCUCGCAUCACGACCACUGCCCGCGCCGUCCCCUGGGCGGACUGGGCUACCAGCGUCACUGACUAUGGUUUCUGGGCCCCAACUACUCAAGUGGGAGGCGGCCUUGUUGACGCCGAGAGAGUUUUGGGCUACACAACUGAGCUUAGCUUUGACGGCCGCAAGUUUGAGUUGAAUGACACAGUCCACUUCACCGGCACGCACUCUGUUGAUAUCACGAACCAGGGCUCGGAAUCAGUCACCUACAAGUUUUCACUUCAGGACGCGGGUGGCUACGAGUCUUACGAGCCUUCAGUACCUGGUCAGCAACAGACUUUUAUUCCAGCGAUUCCGCUCUAUCCGGAGAUCAACCCCGUCAAAAUGACGCCUGAUGUUGCCUUGCCUGCGGAGGUUGCUGUUGGACCGGGAGAGACAAAGACUGUGGAGUUUACUUUCAAGGUACCCGAAGGUGUCAAUGCUACCAAGCUUCCAGUUUACAGCGGAAAGGUGCUCGUAAGUGGAAGCAAUGGCGAGGAACUUGGUGUCCCGUAUUUUGGUGUCGCCACCGACUUGAGACAGACCAUCGAAAAUGUCUGGGCCUACGGUUGGAGCCUUCCAAACUUGGUUUCAGGAGUCAACAGCGUCAGGCUUGAGCAAAAGUCCAACUUCACAUUCAACCUUACACGGGAGCAACAGGACUUCCCAAAGCUCACCACGCGCCUCAUCUGGGGUACCGAGGAAUUACGUUGGGACAUUUUCCACGGCAACUACUCCGAAGCCGAAUGGUCCUAUCCUCCCGUUGUUGGUGAGAAGGGCUUCGUAGGCUCAGCCACCAGCUGGAACGGCACCGCAAGCUCUUCUUGGUUCAUCCCCGGCGAGGACAGCGAAGAUGACAUCUUCACGUUCCCCCUCUAUACUCAACCAGGAGGCCGAAAUGGUAUUUAUUACUGGCUGGGAAGAUACGCCAAUGGGUCCCAAGUGCUGCCUGGAUCAUACACUUUCCGGAUCGCAGCUCUGCGACCCUUUGGUGUACGCGAGGUCGCUGAGGACUGGGACAUUUGGAAGACCCCCGCCAUCACUGUGUUGCCAGGAAGCACAUUUGAGGUCUAG
Molecule: messenger RNA, 2757 nt
Organism: Colletotrichum siamense
Lineage: Eukaryota; Fungi; Ascomycota; Sordariomycetes; Glomerellales; Glomerellaceae
Gene: vpr-18
Product: Minor extracellular protease vpr
Exons: 10
Coding region: 1-2757 (918 amino acids)
Biological process (GO): proteolysis
Cellular component (GO): membrane; cytosol; cell wall
Molecular function (GO): tripeptidyl-peptidase activity; serine-type endopeptidase activity
Source: RefSeq, a predicted model, not a curated record